AUGCAGGGCGGCAACCACAUGCUCCUCGAGGAGCCCGUCCGCCUCGCCUCCGUCCUCGCCCCCGCCAAGCCCAAAGUUUUCCCAUCCCUCACUAAGAUUGUUGGGACGCUUGGGCCCAACUCGCACUCAGUCGAAGUGAUUGAAGAAUGUCUCACUGCUGGGAUGUCAGUUGCGCGGUUUGAUUUCUCUUGGAAGGAUGCUACUUAUCAUCAGGAGACCCUCGACAAUCUGAGGAAAGCGGCACAGAAUGUGAAGAAGUUAUGUCCUAUAAUGCUGGAUACAGUGGGUCCAGAAAUUCAGGUUCACAAUUCAACUGGUGGAGCAAUCGAGUUGAUAGGGGGGAAUCAUGUCACAAUAACACCAGAUCUUUCUAAAGCUCCUUCGGCUGAUAUCCUACCAAUUAAAUUUGGCGAUCUUGCAAAAGUUGUGAAGAAGGGUGAUACUCUUUUCAUUGGUCAAUAUCUUUUCACAGGAAGUGAAACAACAUCUCUAUGGCUUGAAGUUACGGAGACUUCUGGUGCAGAAGUGAUUUGUUACGUGAAGAACACAGCUACACUGUCAGGGCCCAUUUUCACUCUGCAUGUUUCACAAGUACAUAUCAGUAUGCCCACUUUGAGUGAAUAUGAUAAACAGGUCAUAUCAACGUGGGGGCUGCAAAACAGUGUUGACAUUAUAUCGCUUUCCCAUACCCGCUCUUCUGAAGAUGUCAGGGAGCUUAGAGCCUUUUUAAAAUCUCAUGAUCUUCAAGACACACAGAUAUAUGCGAAGGUUGAAAAUGCUGAGGGUUUGGAGCAUUUUGAUGAAAUUCUCCAAGAGGCGGAUGGUAUCAUCAUAUCGCGAGGAGACCUGGGAAUUGACCUCCCACCAGAGAGGGUAAAUUUUGGUCUUCCUCAAAAUACCCAAUUUUUGCACCUUGUGUUCAUGUCCCAAAAGACUGGUAUUCAUAAAUGCAACAUGGCCGGCAAACCUGUGAUCAUUACUAGAGUUGUGGACAGCAUGAUUGACAAUCUGCGCCCUACUCGCGCAGAAGCUACUGAUGUUGCAAAUGCUGUCCUAGAUGGAACUGAUGGCAUUUUGCUCGGUGCGGAGACACUUCGAGGGCAGUAUCCUGUUGACGCUGUGCGUACUGUGGGCAGAAUAUGUGCAGAAGCUGAGACCGUGUAUAACCAGUCACUUCACUUCAAGAAAGUAGUGAGGCAUGUAGGUGAACCAAUGGUCCAUGAAGAAUCUGUGGCAUCAUCAGCGGUUCGUUCUGCAAUGAAGGUAAAAGCUGCUGCAAUUGUUGUGUUCACCUUCUCGGGGAGAGCUGCUAGGUUAAUUGCUAAAUACAGGGCCCCAAUGCCAGUUUUAGCAGUUGUGUUCCCGCGUGAGGGCUCUGAUCCAUCGAAGUGGCGUUCUUAUGGCACGACACAGGCGAGGCAAUGUUUUUCUGUGAGAGGUGUCUACCCUUUGAUGGGGAGUACUGACGAUGCUGAAACUGGUGGGCUCACCAAGGAAGAAUACGGGAUAAAACUUGCACUGAACUAUGGCCGGUCAGUAGGCAUAAUAAAGCCAUACGACAGGGUGAUUAUUUUUGAAAAGAUCGGUGAUUCCUCUGUUGUCAAGAUCAUCGAGUGCGACGAUUCUGAAAGAUGA
Messenger RNA from Triticum turgidum subsp. durum (durum wheat), 1635 nucleotides. The record is from the annotation of a GenBank genome assembly. Lineage: Eukaryota; Viridiplantae; Streptophyta; Magnoliopsida; Poales; Poaceae.